Messenger RNA from Loxodonta africana (African savanna elephant), 5377 nucleotides. RefSeq names its product phospholipid-transporting ATPase ABCA3-like. The coding region runs from base 186 to 5240 and encodes 1684 amino acids. Gene Ontology annotation, cellular component: intracellular membrane-bounded organelle; membrane. The record is from RefSeq and is a predicted model, not a curated record. NCBI's taxonomy places the organism in Eukaryota, Metazoa, Chordata, Mammalia, Proboscidea, Elephantidae. Gene Ontology annotation, biological process: transmembrane transport; lipid transport. The transcript is spliced from 30 exons. Gene Ontology annotation, molecular function: ATP binding; ATP hydrolysis activity; lipid carrier activity.
UUCAAAUGUUUUCUUUAUUUCAAAUAAUUAUUUUUUGGUUGUCAGCUUUUAAGCUUUAUUACAGAAUAAAGUAGGAUAAUGAAAUAAUCCUCUUACUUGUACAAAAUUUACAUUUUGUUAGAUAAUUUUCUUUUUUUCAACCUGUACUCCCUCCAUAGAGUUGAACUUCCACUGCUUUUAGAAGAAUGGAUUUGUCAGGACUAAACUCAUUUGCGGUUCUUCUCUGGAAGAAUUUUACUUUAAAGAGGCGGCGUUUUAUUGCUUUAGCUGUGGAAAUUCUGCUGAUGUUACUAUUUGCUGGUAUCCUUUUGAUGACACGCUACUUUGUGGGUGCAAAAGACUCCGGACCUCUCCGUUACCCUGCUCUGCCUGUCAGUGAUGUACCUGAAUUCCUCAGAAGUCCCACCCUUUUUCAAAGCCCAUGGCGUUUGGCUUAUCUGCCUUCCAGAAGUGUUGUGGUAAAGGAAAUUAUUGAACAUGUGAAAAACGAUUUAGACAUCGAUUUUAAAGUUCAAGGCUUUUCUUCAGAAAGCGAUUUUGAGGAGCACCUUAAGUAUGAAAAUAACUCUAAAAAAAUGUUUGCUGCUGUUGUUUUUGACCAUGAGUUCAAAGAUAGCAAUGAUCCCCUGCCCCUUCAGGUAAAAUAUUAUCUGCGCUUUAGUUGUUUGCAGAGGAACAGUACUUUUGCGAAUCAGUUUUUUGUUAGAAGCUGGAAUACAGCUUUUCUCUUUCCAUGGAGUUCUUCUGUAGGACCCAGAGUCAAAGGUGACGCUACUGGGGGAGCGCCUGGGUACAUCCGUGAAGGGUUCCUCCUUCUGCAACAUGCUGUGGAUAAGGCCAUCAUGUUGUAUCAUAAGAACCGCGCUACAGAAGAGCUGUUCGAUGCUGUCAGCAUUUUUGUUCAGAGAUUUCCAUAUCCGAAAUAUCGUCGUGAUUUUUUCUUUACUUUUUCUGGUUUUUUCAUUCCUUUGAUAAUCUUGUUUAUGUUUUCCAUGAAUCAUUUUACCCUCAUUCAAUCCAUUGUGUGGGAGAAGGAAAACAGAUUGAAGGAAUAUCAGCUCAUGAUAGGACUCAGUAAUGGGAUGCUCUGGGCUGCCUAUUUCAUCACAUUCAUCUUUUUGUAUUUAAUUGUUAUCCUUUUUAUGUGCAUGACUUUCUUCGCCAAGAUUGAACCUGUUCCAAUUCUCCAACACAGUGACCCAUCUCUCAUCUUCAUCUUUUUGUUGUGUUUUGCCAUUGCCUCAAUAUUCUUCACCUUUAUGGUUAGCACCUUCUUCAAUAAAGCUUUUUAUGCUGUUUCUUUUGGAGGAUUCCUUUAUUUUGCCACAUAUUUGCCAUAUACCAUCAUUUCUCAAAGCUAUCCAAAGAUGACAGUCAUCCAGAAGCUGGCUUCCUGUCUCAGCUCAAAUAUUGCAAUGGCACUGGGAACUCAAUUACUAGUGAAGGCGGAAGCAGAGAAUAUUGGAAUUAAAUGGAAUAACAUUUUGUCAUCAACACAAACAGAUAACUUUGUCUUUGCCUAUAUACUGGGAAUGCUUUUGUUUGAUGCUUUCUUGUAUGGCCUUGUGGCCUGGUAUAUAGAAGCUGUCUUUCCGGGAGAGUAUGGUGUGCCUAAGCCAUGGAACUUUUUCUUGCUGCACUCUUACUGGUCUGGGGAACCAUCUGAGAAGAAUAAAGAAAAAAUCCAAUUUUAUGAAUCAGUUCAAAGCCAGUAUUUUGAGGAUGAACCUGCUAACUUGGUGGCAGGUAUCCAGAUCAAACAUUUGUGCAAGGCAUUCCAAGUGCAGAACAAUAUCAAAAUAGCUGUAAAAAACUUGUCUUUGAAUUUAUUUGAGGGGCAGAUAACUGUUCUUUUAGGACAAAAUGGGGCAGGAAAGUCUACUACUCUAUCCAUUCUCUCAGGUCUCUAUCCUCCUACCAAUGGGGAGGCCUAUAUCAAUGGAUAUGCCAUCUCAAAGGACAUGGUCCAUAUCCGGAAAAGCUUGGGCUUGUGUCCCCAGCAGGACUUGUUGUUUAAUUACUUGACUGUAUCAGAACACCUUUACUUCUAUUGUUUGAUAAAGGGAAUACCUCGAAAGAAACGUCCUAUGGAAGUUGACCAUAUGCUGUCUGCUUUUAACCUGCUAGAAAAGCGUGAUGCAUUUUCACAGUCACUGAGUGGAGGAAUGAAGCGCAAACUCUCCAUCAUUAUAGCACUUAUAGGGGGCUCGAAGGUGGUGAUACUUGACGAGCCGACAUCUGGCAUGGACCCAGUUUCAAGGAGGGUCACGUGGGAUCUCCUUCAGCAGUAUAAACAGGAUCGUACCAUCUUACUGACCACCCACUACAUGGAUGAAGCUGAUGUCCUGGGGGACCGCAUUGCCAUCAUGGUCAGCGGGACCCUGCAGUGCUGUGGUUCUUCAGUCUUCCUGAAACAAAUAUAUGGUGUGGGAUACCACAUAACCAUGGUAAAGGAACCUCACUGUCAAGUUGAAGAAAUCUCCCAAUUGAUUCAUUACCAUAUACCAACGGCUACUUUGGAGAACAAUGUUGGAAGUGAAUUAUCAUUUAUUCUACCCAAAGAGUACACACACAGGUUUAAAGUUCUGUUUACUAAUCUGGAAGAGAGACAGAAAGAGCUGGGCAUUGAGAGCUUUGGUGCCUCUAUCACUACCAUGGAAGAAGUCUUCCUUAGAGUCAGUAAUGCGGCAGAUACACAAGAUAGCCAAGCUAUCCAGACUCCCAUCCAGAUGAUGAACAAAGUCAUAAACAAGACCCAGAAUGUGAAUUCGUCCACAUAUUUUGAGUCAGUAUAUGGUUCCAUCUUUAGGGAAAACUCUACUAUUGUGUGUAAUACUGGGUGGUCUCUCUACCAACAGCAGUUCCGAGCCAUGUUCAUGAAGAGGGCAAUGUUCAGCUGGCGCAACUGGAAGCUGGUAUUACUACAGAUACUGGGACUUCUAGGUGUCCUUACCUUUCUCUUAAAAGCUCAAGACUUUUCUAAUAAGAAUAAUGAGAUUGUCAGACAAAUGAAUUUGCGUCACUAUGGUCAGACUAUUGUGCCUUUAUCUAUUUCUGGGAAUUCUAAUUUGACUGUGAAUCUCUUAAAACACCUUGAGAAUAUGCUACAGUCUGAAGAACAAAUACUUCAGAAGGUGCAAGGUGACCUACUGAAUUACUUGAUGGAAAGUAAAGAUUGUAUUUGCUCCUGCAUUGUUGCAUUUUCCAUUGAGGUGAAGACAAAUGAAACAGUAUUGACUGCUCUUUUCAACAAUGAAGCAUACCAUUCACCAUCUGCAUCCCUGAUGGUGUUAGACAACCUUCUCUUCAAGUCAGUCUCUGGCCCUGAUGCUUCCUUAACAGUCUUCAAUAAUCCUCAGCCAUACCAUGAUAAAGUCGUUGGCAAGAGUACAAAUGGAGACCUUGUGGCCUUUUAUGUGCAUUUUGGCAUGGCCCUUUUAAUUAGUGGUUUUUGUCUCCUGACAGUGACUGAGAGAGUCACUAAUGCAAAGCACAUCCAGUUUGUGAGUGGGAUCUAUGUCCUCAUAUACUGGUUAUCUGCACUAUUGUGGGAUUUCAUCAUCUUCUUCAUUUCCUGCUGCUUACUACUGGUGAUAUUCAAAUACUGCAGAGUGGAUGUACUUGUCAUGAAUUACCACUUUCUGGACACAAUGAUGAUCCUCAUGCUAUAUGGCUGGUCUGCCAUCCCCCUAAUGUACCUGAUGAGUUUUCUAUUUUCUAGAAGUACUACUGCCUACAUCAAGCUCGUCCUGUUCAACUACUUUUCAGGCAUUUUUAGUCACUACAUAGACCUCACAGUACGGUACAACACGGGUAAUUUAAUGUCAACUGACACCAAAAACUUCAUACUUAAUGCGUUAUUGCUGUUUCCCAAUUACAACCUUGUAAAGUGCCUCAGUGAAUAUUUUACUUUCUACCAGAAGAAGCAAUCGUGCGACACUCCAAAACACCCUUCUUCUGACUUAAGUUGUAAUAAAGAAAGUAAGUAUCUUGUGGGUAAUGUUUAUUCUUUGGAAAAGAAUAUGAUUGGAAAGUAUUUGCUUGCAAUGGGUACUUCAGGCUUUGUUUUUCUCCUCUUGAUUUUUUUUGGGGAUGUUUGGUGGUGGAAACUAAAAACAUUUCUCAAUCAGUACGUAUACUUUGGUAUCUACAAGAAAUUCAAUAAGGAUAUAGUUUCCAAGGAAUUAUCUGGGAAAUCUGAAGAUGAAGAUGUAGAAAAUGAAAGGAAAAGAAUCCUGGAGCUGCCUUAUGAGUACCUGAAUACCACAGUACUUAUUAAGGAACUCACAAAGAUAUAUUUUAAUUGUCCAGCCGUUCUGGCUGUGAAAAAUAUCUCCUUCACAAUACAAAAAGGGGAGUGUUUUGGAUUGCUUGGAUUCAAUGGAGCAGGAAAAACCAGUACCUUCCAAAUGUUGACUGGAGAAAUAACUGCUACUUCUGGGGAUAUGUUCAUUGAAGGCUUUAGCAUCACCAAUAAUAUCCUAAAGGUGAGAUCGAGAAUUGGCUAUUGUCCUCAAUCUGAUGCCUUGCUGGAGUACAUGACUGGUCGGGAAAUAAUGAUCAUGUAUGCCAGAAUAUGGGGAGUCUCUGAGCGCCAGAUUCACCUGUAUGUGAACAACUGGUUGAACUCACUACACCUGGAGUCCCAUGCUGACAAGCUUAUCCACACCUACAGUGGAGGAAACAAACGUAGACUGAGUACUGUUAUUGCCUUAAUGGGAAGGCCCUCAGUCAUCUUCCUGGAUGAGCCAUCAACUGGCAUGGACCCAGUAGUUCGGCGCCUGCUCUGGAAUCUAAUAACACAGACACGUGAAUCUGGCAAAGCCAUCAUCGUAACCUCCCACAGUAUGGAGGAAUGUGAAGUCCUUUGUACCAGGCUGGCCAUUAUGGUGAAGGGGAAGUUGAUGUGCUUGGGCAGCCCUCAGCACCUCAAGAACAAGUUUGGCCAGUUGUACAUCCUGAAGGUCAAGGUCAAACCUGAUAUGAAUAAGGAUAAAUUAGAUGAUUUAAAAAAUUUCAUCUCAACAACCUUCCCAGGAAGUGUCAUUAAUCAGGAGACUCAAAGGGUUAUUAACUACUACAUCCCCAGCAAGGACAAUAGCUGGGCAAAGGUGUUUGGAAUUUUGGAGGAAGCAAAAGAGCAAUUUGACUUAGAAGACUAUUCCAUCAGUCAGGUAACACUGGAACAAGUCUUCCUGACCUUUGCUCACCCAGAUAAAAAAGAUGAUUUUGAGAAAUAGAUACCACGAGAUUCAGUUAAAACCAGUGUCUUUCUUGGACUGCUGUCUACUAUAUCUGGAUACAUAGAGGGACAUUCCUGUGUAUGUAUAUCUUGGUGUAAAUACAUGUAUGUAAUAAAGAGUCCACUAAAGGAGAG